AUGUCGUUACCAACUCCAGCUAUGUCGGGCGAGUUUAUCAUCCAAGACAAAAAUGUUACAGAUACCUUUACUUUGCCACCUGCCGCAUUGAGCCCACAGAGUCGGCGUUCAUCCCGAUCAGAUCCUUCCUAUGUUCCAGCUUCGCCCACUUCCCCUGAUUUGUCUGGUCGUCGUGCAAGUCACACAGGUCGGUCGGCAGUCAAGCGUCCACUCGAGGACUUCGAUCUGCCUCCCCCACCAACUCGAACCCGCAAGAUUAUCCAGAUGAAGCCAAAAUCGCUCUCAGCAAGAUCUGCAAAGACGAAAGACAACGGGAAAGAUUCCCAGCAGAGCUCAGAGCCGGCACCAAAUCCAUCAAGUGGCUCGAAGAGGAAACAGCCUAGUGCAACGAGUGCAGCGGGCCGUAAGAUUGCCCGCAAGACUGCACACAGUUUGAUCGAGCGUCGAAGACGAUCAAAGAUGAAUGAGGAGUUUGGGACGCUCAAGGAUAUGAUUCCCGCUUGCACGGGACAAGAAAUGCAUAAGCUUGCCAUCCUCCAAGCAAGCAUUGACUAUGUCAACUAUUUAGAAAAAUGCAUCCGCGACAUGAAAACAGGAGGUUCAGGCCACACCACGGCUGCACCACCGUCACCAACAUCCCCGGAGUUCAUCACCGAAACAGGUGCCGAGCCUAUGCAGCGUGCACCAUCUUCGACCUACUCUUAUUCUCCAUCCGCAUCCCCAGAAGCAUACGCUCCACCUGAGUUAUUUCCCGAUACCUCCCCGUCUUUCUCCCCUCGGACUCAAGUCCCCUCGGCCCAGAAUAUCCCCGAGUCUCACUCAAUACUGCCAAGUCCAGCACUGGGGCCAAUCUGGGCUUCUCCUGAGAAGAUGCAUGAGAUCCAAGGUGUUGAUCACGAGGCUUCAGCUGCUUUGCUCAUGUUGACCCAGGACAGGAGGGGUACUGCUGAUUCGAUUAGUGAGCAGUUCUCUGGUACUAGUCUGUCCAAGCCCUCUCCAACUCCAUAUGUAUCUCCUGGUACACAGAGGAGGAAGGGCAUGAGUGUUCGGGAUCUUCUUAUCUCGUGA
Messenger RNA from Penicillium soppii, 1068 nucleotides. RefSeq lists its product as uncharacterized. Bases 1 to 1068 code for a protein of 355 amino acids. The transcript has 2 exons. Gene Ontology annotation, molecular function: protein dimerization activity. Lineage: Eukaryota; Fungi; Ascomycota; Eurotiomycetes; Eurotiales; Aspergillaceae. The record is from RefSeq and is a predicted model, not a curated record.